AUGAUUAUCCUGAUCUAUUUUCCUAUAAAUCAACAAAACGAAGUAUUCGUAAUUGAUUUUACUUGUGGCUCCAGUGACAAAAAUUUGUGUGAAAAAGCAAAGAAUGCAUUUGCAUCAGCCGGCCAGAGAAUUGCAUCGGUUAUUCAAUUUAAUACACCUGUAAAAGUAAAUGCAACCUUUACUGCAUUAGGACCCCUCGUUCUUGGCCAAGCGUUACCCGCUCGAACAAUUCCAUUAAAAGACCAUGACGGGAUAAUCAGACUUUACCCUCAAGCUCUAGUAAAACAGAUGCAAUUUCCUUCGCAUCCCGAAUUUAAUACUUACGACAUUACAGCAUUAUUUAGUUCCACAGCAGAUGUAUACUUUAAAGAAGAUACAACGAUACAACAAAAUCAAGCCGAUUUUGAAUAUAUUAUCACUCAUGAAUUUAUUCACGGUCUAGGAUUUCUUUCUAAUUGGAACGAGUAUUUUCUUCCCGAUUUUUUAUCGUUAACCCCCAGUCCAGUGUUUCUUAACGAUAUUACAGAUCCAAGCAAACCAAUAAAUUAUACUGGUUUCACCGAAGCGGCCUUUGAUAGAUACAUGAUGUUGAAUCAAGGAACUUACAACACAACCAUGACAGCCCUAGCGCAAAAUAUAAGCAAUUUUGCACCAAUAGGAACGGAAUACGCUUCAUUAAAUGUAUUUGAAAAUGCAUUCAUUAGUUCUCCUGAAUCAUAUAUAGCUGGAAAUCUAUCGCUUGCGACUAUAACCCCGUACACAAUGGGAUUUAUGACACAUGAUUCUUCUUUGGUUGUUCUUGAGACAAAAUUAAAUCCAUUUUUUUCGGGCUCGAGUAUUGAUCACGUGGACACAUACUAUGCAAAUACUUCGGAUUUUAUAAUGAUAUAUGUAUCUCUACCCGGUAUCCGCCUUGAUGAUCUUGAUAAGAAAUAUGGUGGAGUAAUAGGUCCCUACAUAACCAAGAUUUUAGAAACUUUAGGGUUCGUGUGA
Molecule: messenger RNA, 993 nt
Organism: Acaulospora morrowiae
Lineage: Eukaryota; Fungi; Glomeromycota; Glomeromycetes; Diversisporales; Acaulosporaceae
Source: the annotation of a GenBank genome assembly